AUGGUCAAGAACAAGUCUAAGACGAUUCACAACGGUAGUAACAGCUUUAGUGCGUCUUUUGAUGGUGCCGACGAUGGUGUCAAUCAAGUGGCCGUGACCUUAGGUGAACAGCAUUUGUGUGCGUCUCCUCGGAGCGUUCAUGCACCAACGCCGACAACUGCCGGUGUCAAUGGUAUGGACACUAAACAGUCGCACUGUCUUGUUAUUUACACAGGUGGCACUUUUGGUAUGGUACCAGAUGAAAAUGGCGUAUUGCAUCCUAGCAGCGGCUUUUUAGAAAAAAAGAUUAAUGAGAUGGAUGAAUUCAAGUUUGAAAACAUGCCUCGCGUGACCGUGAGCGAAUGGAUGGAUCCGAUUGACUCGUCCGACAUGUGUCCUAAUGACUGGGGUAAAAUUGCUUAUGAGAUUGAGGCAAAAUACUGGGACUAUGACGGCUUCGUGGUGCUUCAGGGUACGGAUACAAUGGCUUAUACAGCUUCAGCAUUGUCCUUCAUGCUUGAAUACCUUGGCAAACCCGUGGUUAUUUCAGGUGCAAUGAUCCCGCUACACUUCCCCCACAGUGAUGCACGUCGUAAUCUCAUCAUGUCGGUCAUGUGUGCGACGUCGCUUGCUAUCCCUGAGGUCUGUAUUUACUCGAAUAACAAGCUGCUGCGUGGCAACCGCACUACGAAAGUGGCCAACAUGUCGGUUGAUGCCUUUCACUCGCCUAAUUUCCCAUCACUUGCAGUGACUGGUGUAGAGGCUAUUGUGGACCAACCAUUGAUACUUCCGUAUCCUCGCUCGCGAUUUCGUGUGUUCGCGGACUUGUCAACCAACAUUUGCGUCUUCCAUCUUGUGCCUGGCUUUGACGAUGAGUGUAUUGAGGCCUUCAUUGAACGCCACAAUGCUACCAAGAGCAAGGGAGAAUGCAAACGGAAGGCGCUUGUCUUUGCUCUGUACGGCACAGGCAACGCUCCGCUGUGCAAGCACGGUUUCCUACGUCUUGUACAGCUCGCGAUUGAGUCGGGCAUUCCUGUGACUAUCACGUCGCAGUGUGUGCAGGGCCGCACUCAGCUUGACACAUACGCGACGGGAGUAAACCUGCUAAAUAUGGGCGUUAUCACGUCGCUGGACAUGACGAUUGAGGCUUGUGUAGCCAAGUUGGGCUACCUCAUGGGCAAGGGUUUUGAAGGCAAAGAGCUCAAGGUCAAGAUGGAGACUGAUCUGCGCGGCGAGCUGUCCAUCGUGGAUGCUGUGGCAAAUGGCGAGGAAAUGAGUCGCACGCGCCAAUAUCGCAAGACAGUUGUUCGCAACUUUGCCUCGCACUAA
Peronospora belbahrii is the source of this 1308-nucleotide messenger RNA. Lineage: Eukaryota; Oomycota; Peronosporomycetes; Peronosporales; Peronosporaceae. The record is from the annotation of a GenBank genome assembly.